Larimichthys crocea (large yellow croaker) is the source of this 5235-nucleotide messenger RNA. RefSeq names its product SLIT-ROBO Rho GTPase-activating protein 3. Gene Ontology annotation, molecular function: protein binding. Gene Ontology annotation, biological process: signal transduction. The record is from RefSeq and is a predicted model, not a curated record. The transcript has 22 exons. Lineage: Eukaryota; Metazoa; Chordata; Actinopteri; Sciaenidae. Bases 482 to 3820 code for a protein of 1112 amino acids.
CAUUGACUUUCAACAUCCAUUCAGCCUUUUCUGCAGCAGCACUGAACUUGCAGAGAGAGAGAGAGAGAAAAUAGAGGUGGGGAGCAAAGGGGGCAGAAAAAAGGCAGACUGGACAGGGUUGUGCAGAAGGAGCUCAGUGCGAUUACCGCAAAGGAUGCCAUAGCUGUUCCUUUCAGUGAAAUGAACAUCCAACGUGAGUUGUUUUCCGAUUUACUGAAGAGUGCUGGUGUAGAGGAGUGGUCAGGGACGGAGAUCAUUAUGCACUUUUAGGUCGACGUCGCCUUGAACGCAGCGCAAAAACAAACCUCGCACAGCUCCCCAAGUGCGUUUAAUCUCCCGAAGUUGUGUCAAGCGGGCGAUGAUUCGCAUCUGAUUGUUGCUCAACUAUCCGGAGAGGACUGCAGACAGGGCAAACGCUGCAUUGUGGCAACUGAGACGCUUGAUUCCUGCCCGAGGAUUGCACAAUCCGAUCUCCCCCAAAAUGUCAUCUCAGGCGAAAGUCAAGAAGGACAAAGAGAUUAUUGCUGAAUAUGAGACCCAAGUGAAAGAGAUCCGUAACCAGCUGGUGGAGCAGUUCCGUUGUCUGGAGCAGCAGUCUGAAUCCCGUCUGCAGCUGCUGCAGGACCUGCAGGAGUUCUUCCGUCGAAAGGCCGAGCUCCAGCUUGAGUACUCCAGAGGCCUGGACAAACUGGCAGAGCGUUACUCUGCCAAGAUCCGCACCUCCAGAGAGCACCAGCACUUCAAAAAGGACCAGAAUCUCGUGUCCACUGUGAACUGCUGGUAUUUGGUCUUGGAGCAGACCAGGCGGGAGAGCAGAGACCACGCCACUCUCAGUGACAUCUACAACAACAACGUCAUUGUCCGUCUGGCACACGUGGGCGAGGAUGUCAUCAGACUUUUCAAAAAGAGCAAAGACAUCGGGGUGCAGAUGCACGAGGAGUUGGUGAAAGUCACCAAUGAGCUCUACACAGUGAUGAAGACCUACCACAUGUACCAUACUGAGAGUCUCAGUGCUGAGAACAAGCUGAAGGAGGCAGAGAAACAGGAAGAGAAGCACAUCGGCAAGGCCAAUGACAUUAGUUCCAGCCUUCUGCGAUACGGCCAUGAUGAACGCCCACAGCGACGGAGCUCUGUCAAGAAGAUGGAGAAAAUGAAGGAGAAGAGACAAGCCAAGUACUCUGAAAACAAGCUGAAGUGCACAAAGGCCCGCAAUGACUAUCUUCUCAAUCUGGCAGCUACAAAUGCUCUGGUGGCCAAAUACUACAUUCAUGAUGUCUCAGACAUGAUAGACUGUUGUGACUUAGGUUACCAUGCAAGCCUGGCACGUACCUUGAGAACCUACCUGUCUGCAGAGUAUAGUCUAGAGACUUCUCGCCACGAGGGUCUGGACUUGCUGGAGGGAGCAGUAGAUGCCAUGGAUAUCAGAGGAGAUAAGCUGAGGUUCAUGGACACCCACAGCCAGAUCUUCUGUCCUCCUGCACGCUUUGACUAUCAGCCUCACAUGGGAGAUGAGGUGUGUCAGGUGAGUGCACAGCAACCUGUCCAGACAGAGCUCUUGAUGCGCCACCACCAGCUGCAGUCUCGCCUGGCCACGCUGAAGAUAGAAAAUGAAGAGGUGAGGAAGACUCUUGACGCCACCAUGCAGACUCUUCAGGACAUGCUCACAGUGGAGGACUUUGAUGUGUCAGAGGCCUUCCAGCACAGCCAAUCCACAGAGUCGGUUAAAUCGGCUUCCUCGGACUCCUACAUGAGCAAGGCAAACAUCACAAAGAGACGAGCCAAUCAGCAGGAGACAGAGGGCUUCUACUUCACUAAAUACAAGGAGUACUUGAAUGGCAGCAAUCUCAUUGUCAAACUUCAGGCCAAGCAUGAUCUUCUGAAGCAGACGUUAGGAGAAGGGGAGAGGGCUGAAUAUGGAACAACUAGGCCCCCCACUCUUCCCCCUAAACCCCAGAGAAUGCGGAAGUCUAGACCUCGCUCCAUUUUUAACCGUAAGCUGUUUAACGGCAAUAUGGAGGCCUUCAUUCAGGACUCAGGGCAGCCCAUACCAGUGGUGGUUGAGAGCUGCGUUCGAUACAUCAAUCUGUAUGGUCUUCAGCAACAAGGUAUAUUUCGAGUUCCAGGCUCCCAGGUCGAAGUCAACGAUAUUAAGAAUGCAUUUGAAAGAGGAGAGGACCCACUGGUGGAUGAUCAGGCCGAUCAUGACAUCAACUCUGUGGCAGGCGUUCUUAAGCUCUACUUCAGAGGGCUGGAAAACCCGCUGUUCCCUAAAGAGCGUUUCCUCGACCUCAUAUCCACAACUAAGCUUGACUCGGGCGCAGAAAGAGCUCAUCACCUUCAGCAGAUAAUUGUGACUCUUCAGCGGCCCGUGAUCAUCGUCAUGAGAUACCUGUUUGCAUUUCUGAAUCAUCUUUCUCAGUACAGUGAUGAGAACAUGAUGGACCCCUACAACCUGGCCAUUUGCUUCGGUCCAACAUUGAUGCCAAUACCAGAUGACCAGGACCCUGUGUCCUGCCAGGCGCAUGUUAACGAGGUCAUUAAGACAAUUAUCAUCCACCAUGAGGCCAUAUUCCCAACCCAACGUGAGUUGGAUGGGCCUGUGUAUGAAAAGUGCAUGGCUGGUGGAGAAGAGUACUGUGAAAGCCCCCACAGUGAGCCAGGAGCUCUUGACGAGGUGGACAAUGGUACCGGACCCAACACUAGUGACGAAGAGUUGGAGCAAAUCGAGGCCAUAGCGAAGUUUGAUUACGUGGGCCGAAGUCCUAGAGAGCUUUCCUUCAAGAAAGGAGCCUCUUUGCUACUCUACCUGCGAGCCUCUCAGGACUGGUGGGAGGGCCGACAUAAUGGCGUGGAUGGGCUGAUUCCACAUCAGUACAUUGUGGUACAAGACAUGGAUGAUGCAUUCUCAGAUAGCGUUCAGAGGAGCGAUAGUGCCGCCAGCAGUGUACCACACCACGAUGAAAGAGCCCCAUCCAGAAAUGACCGCCAAGCUCCUUGCGAACACACACCUGAGCACCGCUUUGGAGCAGCAUUGGGAAGGGUGAGGGUGCGAUCAGAUGGAGCUGCAGGUCCACGCCACAGGAACGGCGCUGACAGUCACAGCCCCAGUCGAAGUGCAGACCAGCCCCCCAGGGUUAUGCCCCGCCCCUGCAGCCCACACAAAGUAGCUGUUACCAGGGGCCCAACAGACAGUCCAGAAAAACGGCGUCUCACCACUUUUGGCAGUGCUGGAUGUAUCAACCACCCAGACAGAAAGGCCUUCAUCGACAGCCACUCUCAGCGAUCUUCACCCAGCACCACUCGGCACGCGAGUUUAGGAGAUCACAAAACCCUCGAGGCUGAAGCACUCGCUGAGGACAUAGAGAAAACCAUGAAUACAGCUCUUCAUGAGCUGCGUGAGCUGGAGCGACAAAAUGUAGCCAAACAUGCCCCUGAUGUUGUUUUGGACACAUUAGAGCCGCUCAAACACCCCGGUGGAGCCCAGGAUCCACCAGGCAGCCCUCUACACACCAUGGUGAUAAGGGAUCCAGAUGCAGCACAGCGACGUACCAGUAGCAGCUCCUCCUCCGAGACCAUGACCACUUUUAAACCUGCUCUGUCAGCACGUAGACCGAGUGCACCUCUAAGGCCUCCACCUGUCAGACCAGUCCGACCUGCUCCUGUGAUUGGGCAGGGUCAGGGACCACACCGCUCCAGCAGCUCUAGUUCCUCCGGUCUUGGCAGCCCUGGCAUCACACCCACUGACAGGGUCUUUCCCAAACCUCCCUCCCCAUCACCGUCCACUUCCUCUUCAUCCUCAGACAAACAAGGUAACAUGUAGCUCCAGUCAGUCCCGAGUCAAGUGAUUCGAAGAACUCUGUGGAUUGUGAUCACAUUGACACCUGGUCUGUAUGACGAAUAUUUACCACUAGUCUUGUAUAGUCUCGGACGGCUACUGCUGGUUUCUGACAACUCUGUGCCCACCCAUUGACUUGCCGGUGGACAAGUUAAUGUACUGUAUUACAAUAUUACACAAAAAUAGGAUUUAAAUCUAUGAGAAUGAUUUUAUAGAAUGCUACCAUGCUGAAUAGCCAUGCUGGAUAAACAAGGGAUGCACUGGAAAAUACUUCUGUUUACUGAAAUCUGACAAUGAAACAUCUCAUGUUAUUAGCUCACAAAAAUGCUGUGAGCUUGGACUUUGUAUUUGGUUUUAUGUUCCAUUUUGACACUUAAGGGAAUAUUUCACCACUAAUUAUGUAGACAUUAAGCCUCUGCUGAUGGUCUAUGUAGUCUAUUAAAACUAUAACUCCUUUGGCAUCAUUUAUAUUGACAGAGAAGUUUCCUUGGAGAGCCUGUCUCAGUACCAGCAUAUACCAGCAAGUGCUGCCAACAACAUGCCGACACCACGGCUGUCUGAAAUCACGCUCUAUUUGCAAUGUGGUGCACUAAAUGAACUGUCCACCAUUUUAUUUGUGUGUGUGUGUGGACUUCACAGUGGGAAGUUUACAUCUAUGUAGAUUACAAAAAUCCAACAAUAGAUUAAAUUUAAAAAAGUCACAUUUUAUAGAUACAGUUGUGUGACGCUACACUUUAGUAAUGACACAAAAAAACACCAUAGUGUAAACUAUUGUCUUGAGUGUUCUCAGACACAGCCGACGUUUGAAUGGUAAGACCAGGCUAAAAUUGCAUUAAGUUGCAGUUUUUCUAAUUGUCACUAGACGUUGGUACCAAGGAAAUACAUUUCCAUGUGUCCAUGUCUUAUAACGGAAUAUCCUGAUCAGGGUCGCGGCAGCUGGAGUCUAUCCCAGCUGGUGUUGGGAUAGGUCCCUUAAUGCCAGCUGUGAUAGGACAGAGCUGAUACAUGGAGACAAACAAGGUUCCAAGGAAAUCACAUCUGCAAUAGAGCCAUUAUUUUAAGAAAAUUCAGAUUUGUUUCCACUGAGUGACAUUGCAGACAGCAGUGCUUGCUACACCCCCACAUUGGCUAAUUCUUCUAGAAGCAAACUUAUCAGAAUAAUUUGAAUCAUGAUAUAAUUUUUUUUAAUUAAUUGGAUGGAAAUAUCCUCCAACUUCUCUGUUGAAAUGCUCAUUUUUUUCCACAAGAGCGGUAAGAUGUUUUAAAGAAAUGGUCUCUCACUGCAGGAUAGUGUUUUGGUUUUUGGUUGGGACAGGUCAACACCUGAAGCGUGAAAGUUCUCCAGUCUGGCCAGCAGUGGCGGCAUCACUGGGUUUGCAGUGCAGCAGCACAAUCUAUGA